CUCUAAAAACGAAAAACCGUGAUUUUAAAAAGAUAAAUGCGCCGAUUGAACGGCACUUGUUAGAUAACAUCUUAUACGCCAAGCCUAAAAGUAUUUUCUAGAAAAGCCGGGGACCCAUUCUGCUUCAUAUUCCUUCCUUGAGUACUCUGGAUUUCUCUACUCACCAAUCCAAAAUCUUCUCUGCACUCUAUAAAUUCCUCUGUAAAAUUCUGUUCUCCCCAGAUAAAUAAAUUCCUCUGCUUUUGUGUCUGGUGACCUUAAACACAGCGAUGAUGGCGGCUAAGGAUUCAAGACGGUCAUUUGAAGACCUCGAAACAGGACGAGAAGGGGCUCUUUACCCGGACCAGCCUGUGUACGAAACACCACUGCGGUGGGCCUUCAUAAGAAAAAUCUACACAAUUCUCAGCCUGCAAUUGCUUCUCACCAUUGCCGUGUCUGCCGUAAUUGUCUUUGUUCAUCCGGUUGCUCAUUUCUUUGUUUCCACUCCGGCCGGUCUUGGAUUAUACAUAUUUCUCAUCAUCUUCCCCUUCAUCGUGCUUUGUCCUUUGUACUAUUACUCGCAGAAGCACCCUGUGAAUCUUUUUCUGCUGGCGCUGUUUACGCUUGGCAUCAGCUUUUCUGUUGGAUUAACCUGUGCUUUCACCAAUGGGAAAGUGAUACUUGAGUCGGCAAUUUUAACGGCUGUGGUGGUGAUAAGUCUGACAAUGUAUACAUUCUGGGCUGCAAGGAAAGGCCACGAUUUCAGCUUUCUGGGACCCAUUCUCUUUUCAGGAUUCAUGGUGCUUUUGGUUUUCAUAUUAAUUCAGAUUAUCAUUCCAUUGGGGAAGAUAUCCACAAUGAUAUAUGGGGCACUGGCUUCAAUAUUAUUUAGUGGCUAUAUCAUUUAUGACACUGAUAAUUUGAUUAAGCGGUAUUCCUAUGAUGAAUAUAUCUGGGCUGCAAUAUCCUUGUACCUUGACAUUAUUAACCUUUUCAUGUCGUUGCUCACACUCCUUCGAGCGGCACAAGAAUAAUGAGAAAGGUUUAGUAACCAUGAAUAUAAUUGCAGUGGUAUGGGAUAA
This is a messenger RNA of Cryptomeria japonica (Japanese cedar), 1061 nucleotides long. Its product is annotated as protein LIFEGUARD 2. Lineage: Eukaryota; Viridiplantae; Streptophyta; Pinopsida; Cupressales; Cupressaceae. The record is from RefSeq and is a predicted model, not a curated record. Bases 270 to 1013 code for a protein of 247 amino acids. The transcript is spliced from 4 exons. Gene Ontology annotation, cellular component: membrane.